AUGGGGCUUGUUGGACACCUUCGAACCGCGCCAACCGUCGUCCCUCCGUUCGCCUCUUCCUUGUACUCUACGCCGCCAACUAAAUCUGACCGCUCUCCUGAACCACCACUUCCAUCCUCCUCCUCCUCCUGUUCCUCUUUCACCACCCCCUCCUCCUACUCCUCCUCCUCCUCAUCCUCCGCUUCUUCAUCCUCCCCACCCUUUUCCUCCUACUCCUGCUCCUCCUCCUCCUCCUCAUGCUGCACUGCCCCAAAGACGGCCGCUCUGGCGGCUAUCACCUACAUCAACACCACACCCAUCCCUGACACAACAGCAGACACCACCCAUCUAACCUCCGACUCCAGAAGUGAAGACCAGGACUACACCUGCCCCCACUGCGACCGCACCUUCACCUCACACAUCCGCCUGGUCGAUCACUUACAAAUCCAUCGCACUGAGACUGGCGAACCAGUGCCUGGAGCUCCAACCUACACCCACCGCACUCGCCUCCACUUCCCGCACGGCUCUCGCACUUUCACGCAUCGCAUGGGCCUAUUCGGCAACAUGCGCAUCCACGAGAGCGGAAUUGACCGCCCUCCCGACUCACCCCCACGCCACACCCCACUCCCACUUCAUCACCCUCUGCGUCCAUCACCGAUAUCGCAGCUGACACCGACACUACCGACUUCACCUGCCCACACUGUCCACGCACAUUCACCUCUCACAUCGGCCUGGUCGGCCACCUGCGAAUCCAUCGCACUGAGACUGGCGAACCAGUGCAUGGAGCCCCAAACUAUACCCACCACACUCGACUCAACUGCCCACACUGCCUUCGCACUUUCAGGCAUCGCAUGGGCCUAUUCCGCCACAUGCGAAUCCACGACGACCUAUGGUAGACAACCGCCGGCUACACCACCCCAUAACACCCUCCCGCCCUGCCUCCACCACCACCCCACCACAUAUGAACACUCACUCACCGCAAGCAGUCAACUGCCACCUCGCACGCAAGUGGGAAGUGUGCAUCUCAACUCGGUCCCCAUGAGGCUUUGGCUACACGGACAACGCGAGUCCGAGACUAUCUCGGCACUUCAAGCGUCGUGGAUAGGAAGGUUGCUGAUUGACGCCCCCACUCGGUUCACGCAGUUCGUCGCGUUGUGUGUGUUUUGUGGACCGGCGGACUGGUGA
Molecule: messenger RNA, 1164 nt
Organism: Spirometra erinaceieuropaei
Lineage: Eukaryota; Metazoa; Platyhelminthes; Cestoda; Diphyllobothriidea; Diphyllobothriidae
Source: the annotation of a GenBank genome assembly